Telopea speciosissima is the source of this 1940-nucleotide messenger RNA. Its product is annotated as probable LRR receptor-like serine/threonine-protein kinase At5g45780. The transcript has 11 exons. The coding region runs from base 49 to 1896 and encodes 615 amino acids. Gene Ontology annotation, molecular function: protein binding; ATP binding; protein kinase activity. NCBI's taxonomy places the organism in Eukaryota, Viridiplantae, Streptophyta, Magnoliopsida, Proteales, Proteaceae. Gene Ontology annotation, biological process: protein phosphorylation. The record is from RefSeq and is a predicted model, not a curated record.
AUUGCGACUUUUCCGCUUUGCCGUUUUCCGUUUCUUUCUAGUUCCUCCAUGGAAUGUGUGAUGCUUUGGCUGCUGCUGUUCUUCUGCUUCCCUCUGGUUCAAGCCUCCGACAGCUUACUUUCUCCCAAGGGCGUUAACUAUGAAGUGACUGCUUUGAUGUCUAUAAAGAGCAAGUUGAAAGAUACUCUUCAUGUUCUUGAUGGAUGGGAUAUUAACUCGGUCGAUCCCUGCACUUGGAACAUGGUUGGGUGCUCACCGGUUGGUUUCGUCAUUUCACUUGAAAUGCCUAGCAUGGGUUUAAUGGGUACGCUAUCUCCUAGCAUUGGGAAUUUGAGUCACCUUCAAACAAUGUUAUUGCAGAAUAAUCUGAUAUCUGGUUCUCUUCCUGUUGAGAUAGGGAAGCUCGUGGAACUUCAGACUCUUGAUCUUUCAGGAAACCAGUUUGUUGGUGAAAUCCCUAGCUCUUUGGGCCUUCUGACUUAUCUAAGUUACUUGCAGCUUAGUAAGAAUAAGCUCUCUGGACACAUUCCCAGAACGGUUGCUAAUCUUAUGGGUCUUCUAUUCUUGGAUCUGUCAUUCAAUAAUCUUAGUGGUCCAACUCCAAAAAUACUUGCAAAAGGAUACAGUGUUGCAGGAAAUAGGUUCCUUUGCACAUCAUCACUCUUGCACGUUUGUACUGAGGCUUCCAAACCAGUAAAUGCGACAAAUCCGUUACCAAAAAGUAGUGGUCAUCAUCGAUGGGUAGUUGCAAUGGUUGUGGGUGUCAGCUGCUCCUUUGUGGCUACUUUGAUGUUGAUUGUUUGUUGGAUAUGCUGGUGCAGAUGGAGAUUUCUGUUUUUCUCAUAUGAGCGGCAAGAUUGUGAAUUUCACAUGGGUCAUCUACAAAGGUUCUCAUUUCGUGAACUUCAAAUGGCCACUGAUUAUUUUAGUCCCAAGAAUAUUUUAGGUCAAGGUGGCUUUGGAGUGGUCUAUAAAGGGUGUCUUCGGAAUAAGACAUAUGUGGCAGUGAAAAGGUUAAAGGAUCCCAAUUUUACUGGAGAAGUGCAGUUUCAAACUGAAGUUGAGAUGAUUGGCUUGGCUCUACACCGGAACCUUUUACGAUUAUAUGGCUUCUGCAUGACGUCAAAUGAGAGGCUUCUUGUUUAUCCAUACAUGCCAUAUGGGAGUGUUGCUGAUCGGUUGAGAGAUCCUUGUCAUGAAAAACCAUCUUUAGAUUGGAGCAAACGAAUGCAUAUCGCUCUUGGAGCUGCCCGUGGAUUGUUGUACUUACAUGAACAGUGUAACCCAAAAAUCAUUCACAGGGAUGUCAAAGCUGCAAAUAUUUUACUUGAUGAAAGUUUUGAAGCUGUGGUGGGGGAUUUUGGACUGGUUAAGCUUUUAGAUCAAAGGGAUUCACAUGUCACAACGGCAGUGCGGGGUACUGUGGGACACAUUGCCCCUGAAUAUCUAUCUACAGGGCAGUCCUCCGAAAAAACUGAUGUAUUUGGAUUUGGUAUAUUGCUUUUGGAACUCAUAACAGGGCAGAAAACAUUGGAUGCAGGAAAUGGUCAGGUUCAAAAGGGGAUGAUUCUUGACUGGGUUAGGACUUUGUAUGAGGAAAAAAGACUGGAACUGCUGGUAGAUAAGGAUCUCAAUGGAUGUUUUGAUGUGGUUGAGCUGGAUAAAGCAGUAGAGGUUGCUCUGCAAUGUACUCAAUCCCAUCCAAGCCUCCGGCCAAAGAUGUCCGAAGUACUGAAGGCCUUGGAGAGUGUGGUGAGACAGUCUGAACAUAUGGAAGAAGAGCAAGUUGAUAAUCUUUCUGGAGACAGGGAAUACAGUUUCUCCAGAAAUUACAGUGAUGUUCUUCAAGAAUCUUCAUUCAUCAUUGAAGCCAUGGAGCUGUCUGGGCCUAGGUGACAAAUAUCAGAUGCCGCCUCCCUAGUCAAAACCCUGAGGAGUUU